Amoebophrya sp. A120 is the source of this 1713-nucleotide messenger RNA. Lineage: Eukaryota; Dinophyceae; Syndiniales; Amoebophryaceae. The record is from the annotation of a GenBank genome assembly.
GUCGAACAAUUAUUAUACGUAGGUCCUUCAGUGCCUGUAGUGACGAAGGAAAGGUAAAACUGUCACGAGCAAGGUAGAUACUUUACAACUUGAGGCAGCUCAUUUAUCUACUUUUUUCUCACUAACAUCAACAUCAGCGAAGAAAUUAAAUUUCGAAUACACCAUGGAGAAUUUUUUCGCUGCCGAACAGACCCCGAUUCCGUGUCGCCUGUGCCCCACGGCGAGCGGGUUCAUUUUUUUCUACGUCACCGCAGCCACUAUCGCGGUCGAGACCUUUCUGUGGCAUCUGCGCAGAAGCAGAAAGAGCCACGCCUCGCUGCAAUUCAAGCAGGAACAUCACCAGAAAAGCGUCCGUUUAUUCGCGGGACUGACGCGAGACCAAAUCAAGCAGGACAAGGUCGCUCGUGGGGAAAAUGAUUCGACUGGAAAAAGGAGUAAAAGCCUCGACGGUAGUCCAGAAUCGCCAGAAACAGCAUCUCUCUUGGUUGCUGCCGUUGGCGUGGGUCGUGGAAAUGUAAAUGAAGAACUAACAGGACGACGAGAAGACGAAAGAAUCAACUGUCAACCACAACAGGCAGCAGGAAUAGGAGCUGGCGCUUCGUUGUUGAAAACUAAUCGUGCGUCGGCGGCGGUCUCGGCAGAGGAAAUCAACAGUUCGCAGGUGCAGGUGAUUUUUCAGACCGGGAAAAAACUUGAUCUCUCCGGGGUCGUGUUGUUCUACCAGUGGGUGGGUUACCUGCUCCUCUGUUCCCUGUUCCUCCUCUUCCUGUUCCUGCCGAAACUAUACCCGACCGCCAGGGCGUACGGCGGCGUCAGAAUCGAAAUCGAGCAGGUUCAAAAAUUUUUGGUGCAUAAAAUCGAUGCCAGUUUUUGGAAGCCCCAUUCAAUUCUCAAGCGGCGCAUGACAAAUUUAGGCAUCAUGUAAAUCCAGUCUGUUAGCCUGUUUAGGGAAAGGAGACAUCCUCCUGCUUGUGUGUUUAGCAGCUCUAGUAUCCCAAACGACCCCAAACAGGCUUGCAAUAAUAUCGGCCGCUCUUGCAAUCCCUGCAAGCCAGGCGCUUCGUGGCUUGUAUUUUAUGCAUCACAGAUUAUUUCAAAAGUCUGUCGCUUUCGGUCCUGGCGCUUCCAUAGGGCGGGACCUUCCAUCUUCCGGUCGUUUAUCGAGUGCCACUUCUUCGCCCAGUCCGGGUCUGCUAGUAGUGGUCGAGCCACUUCUUUCAUCGGGGGCUUUCUCGAUGCGACAGGAGCUGGUGCGUUCCCAUUACCACAGGCACAGUUGGACGCGCCGUCAAUAGGACGCAGCGGUAAUUUUCUCCGCGACCGGCUGCUACUUCUACAUCCUGUUUCCCUUCUUCUACCUGGAGGGGGCGGGGAGGAGUAUCAACAUGCAGACGCCGCAGCAGGAGAGGGAGCUGCAGCUGCAGGAUCGUGGCCCUCUACGGGUGGUGUAGAUGUGCCCGUUGUACACGAGCGGAUCCAGCGCCACCUUCUGCGAGGAACCGCCGCGGUGGACCGGGCACCAAAAGAUGUUCCGCUAUCAAAUGUAAAAAUGUCUGGGUCUGGAAGAAUGCAAGAUUUGUGGUGCAGGUUUUCCAUGCCCCACGAGGUCUCGAUGCGAGACCCGGCAUGACAGACUCUUUGAGGUCUCUAUCACGCACUUACGCAGCACAGAUUUUUGCAUCAUUUAGAUUUAAUAGCAUGACAAGUUCCAUU